Molecule: messenger RNA, 6064 nt
Organism: Eriocheir sinensis (Chinese mitten crab)
Lineage: Eukaryota; Metazoa; Arthropoda; Malacostraca; Decapoda; Varunidae
Product: transcriptional coactivator YAP1-like
Exons: 10
Coding region: 289-2307 (672 amino acids)
Biological process (GO): positive regulation of transcription by RNA polymerase II; hippo signaling
Cellular component (GO): cytoplasm; nucleus
Molecular function (GO): transcription coactivator activity; protein binding
Source: RefSeq, a predicted model, not a curated record
GUAAGAAAGUUUACAUUUCAUUACUAGAGAAUCAAGUAAAGGCAAGUGCCCUUAAUCAGCUGUCGAGCCCAGGUAAUAAGGUGGAAAUAGCAAAGCACCAUUCCCCAGCUUGUCACCCGGUGGUGCCACCUGGCGGCGGGGGACGGGGGGUGCGCGGGGCGGGUGCGCGGCGCACACAUUCCAGCCUCCGCAGACCGCUGCCCCGCCAGUACUUGGGGAGCAGCCGGAGGGAGAGGAGGUGUGUGUUAUGUGUGUGGCUCGGUGUGAGUGUUGACCUUAGUCGCCAAGAUGGCCAGCUCGAACAAAGAUGAAUCGCUCCCCAUGGAGCAGCGGGGCACCCAGAUCGUGCAUGUGCGUGCUGACAGUGACAGCGAGCUGGAGGCUCUGUUCGAAGUGGUGCUGAAGCCCUCGAGCCAGGUGCCCCUGCAGAAGCCCUUCAAGAUGCGCAACUUGCCCCCGUCCUUCUUCACCCCGCCUGCCCACCGACAGUCCCCCGCCCCCGUCAACCACUCGCGGGAGGGCUCCGCGGACUCCACCUUCGGCGGGGGCGGCCUGCGGGUGUCGGGCGCCAUGUCCCCCAACACCGCCCCGCAGCACUUCCGCCACCACUCCUCGCCUGCCUCCCUGCAGCAGACCCUGGCACAGCAGCAGCAGCAGCACGUCGCCCACCAGAAACAACAAAGUUACGAUCUUACUGACGACAUGGGUAGUCUUCCCCUGGGCUGGGAGCAGGCACGGACUCCCCAGGGACAAAUAUACUACCUCAAUAGUUUUCAAGGAGCUCCCCAGCGCUCACCUCACAGUGGAACCCAUAUGCCAUACCACCACCACCACCACCACCACAUCAACAACAACAACACCAUCAAUAACAACAACAACAUCCUCAUCAUGAACAACAACCACAAUAGAAAUAACAACAACAACAACAACAGCCUUCAGCACCACCACCACCACCUCCAUCACCACCACCACAACAACAACAACCAGCACCACCACCACCACCACCUCCUCCACCACCACCACCACUCCCACGUCCUAAACAACCACAACACACAGUCGACCACGUGGGAGGACCCCCGCAAGUUGCUCCUGAAGCAGCGGCAGCAGAGGCAACACGGCGCCGUCUCCCCCGCGGCACCCCAGGGACCCCAGAACACAGCCCCGCCCGUCCACUCCCCAGGCCCCCCACCCGGAGCCCCCCCAGGAGCCCCACCACCCGCCCCCUUAGGACCCCCGCCCCCCGCGCCGCCCUCCAGCCAGAACAACUCCCAGGCGCCUCCCGUCGGAGUGGUGAACGGCAACCUGGGGCCGCUGCCGGACAGCUGGGAACAGGCGGUCACUCCUGAGGGGGAGAUCUACUUCAUCAACCACGAGGACAAAUCCACCUCCUGGUUCGACCCCCGGCUACGUGUGGGAGUGGGACAGGUGCGGCCCAGGAAGCAGGUGUCUCCGGGGCUUAACCGAGAUAGGUGUGGAGUGGGAGGAGGGGGCAUAGGUGGUGGUGGUGGAGGAGGAGGUGGUCUUCGCCUCCUCCCAAGACCUCGCUCUUUACCUCACCAUGACGCUUCAACACUCGCUGAUCCACGACGUCUGCAAACAGCGGCUGUACUAAACGGGGGGAAGCCUCCGCAACAGCCCUCCGCCACCUCGCAGGCAGGGCAGCAGCAGCCACCACCGCCCCCUCAGGUUAGCCACCAGUUGCCGCCCGUCGGCCCCACCGUCAGCUCCUCCACAGCCGCCCUGCAGGCCAGACAACAGACACUUCGGCUACAGCGCCUCCAAGUGGAACACGAGAGGUUGAAACUCCGGCAGCAGGAGAUCAUUAAGUCUGAACAGUCUUUGCGUUUAAGCCUGCGGGAGGAAGCAGGACCUUUGUCCCAGUCACAGCAGCAGCAGCAGCAGCAGCAGACAGCACAAACCGUAGCCCAGCAGCCCUCCCAGCAAACUCAACAGCAGCAACAGCAAGGUAGUGAGCUGGUGCUGACUUCUGCUGGACUCACUUUACCCUCGGCCCCGCAGACAGUGGCCACUGCAGUAACAUCUGUUGCCGAUCCUUUCAUCACUACCACAGACUUCCACUCACGGCAGGAGUCGGCAGAUAGUGGACUUGGCCUCGGGACCAACUACUCUCUCCCUCACACUCCGGAGGACUUCCUGGCCUCCAUGGAAGAUGUUGAGAUCACGCCCCCUGAUGCCGAGAUGAAGACGUCACCUGCCAACAACAUCCUUGAAGCACCUGAGCUGGAGUCAAUGGACUCAGAGGACUUGGUGUCAACAAUACAGGGAAUGGGAUUAGGAUGGUGGUGAUGAUGACUUUUAAAUGGCAGUUGUGUGUUCAGGCAUAAAGCUAAAUGACGACCUGUCCACAGAUUUUCUCAAUGACAUGCUGGAGACUUCCAAAAUGGACAGUCUCCAUACGUGGCUGUAAAAAAGCAAGGAGUAUAAGUUAAAGUGUGACAAAGUUAGCACGUGCUUCAUUAGUGGUGAAAAGAUUAAAAUGCCUGGGGACAUCUAGUAUUAUUACUGGUAGUGUUACAGAUAUCUUUUUCUUUGGAUAAUGUAAAAAAAUAAAAUGGAAAAGGUAAAAUUGAGUAAGCUUUUAUGGGAGGAAAUGGAACUGGAAGGACAAAGCUACAAGUACCCAUAUUCAUUGCUGUUAUUACCUCAUUGGUGGGAAAGAAGAGAAGGCUGUAGUCCAGUCUGGAUAUAAGAACCUUCAUGCAGAGCAAAUCUGGCAGCUUUAUCGUCAAUGUGCAACUGUGUAUUAACGAGUAAUGCAGAUAAAAAGAAAUACGAGUCGGGGCUCUCUAUAUAGAAUAUGUUGCUUCCACCUUUGAGGAAAUACUGUGUACUUUGACCAGGCUGUGUAGGUCAGAGAAACUGCCUGUUGAAUGGAAAAUACAAGUAACUGAAGCCAUAAGAGAGUGGAAGUGGGGAAAGUUUACUGAAUACGGUUUGUGCAUGACACUGAUCUCGAAUGGCUUCAGUACUGUGAGAGGCAAGCACAGCCUUACUCUAAAUGUGAUGGAUUAGUGCCUAUGGACUACCAAGUUAUACUCUUUCAAGAGGAGGUUGCUGGCAUUGGAAAUCUCCCAUGAUGUAGGUUAAGUUUCUUGUGAAUAUAUUUUUCCUCUCCUUUUUGUAUUGUGUAUUUGUUUUUUUAUUUUGAACUUACUGUUCUUGGAGGGUCAUCCAAUUGCCCCCAGUCUUUCCAUAUGUAAAGUGGUUCGCUACAAAUCUUACCGUCCAGUUCUGCCUUAAUUGAAGAAGUAUUGCCAGACUGACACAUUUUAUCAUAUUUAUUAAUGAAUGCUUAUUGCAAUGUAAAUAGUAUUUGAUUUUUUGGGUUAUGACAACUCACAAUAUUAAUGACGUACUCAUAGCUAUUUAAAUGAAAAGGCAUUAUGAAAAAUGAAAAAAAGGCAGCUUUUUAAUAAGACAUACCUUCAAAUUUUGGUGAAACUUCAGAUGUUCUUAACAAUGCACUCAGUGCUCCUUUAUUUUUGCAACACAGUGGAGCAAUCUGUUGUUUGCAUUUUGUUUAAUUUUACCUCUUGUGUUUUGUUGGCUAUUAUGCUCCUUUCUUCUGGCUACCCUAGUUCCUGUAGUGUGAUAGAGUGCACCAAACUUUACAAGUGCAGCUGCCUCUUUUGGCAAGAGGUGAUAAGCUGAAACUAUGUACUAUAUUUUACAAGGCUGUAAAUUAGGCUUUCCAAAUGUACAUCAUUCAGUAUUCAAUUGGAUCAAAAAAUUGCAGAUUUAUACAAUAUAAUUUUUAUUUGAUAUGAAAUAUAAAGUUUAAUGAAACUUGAGUAAUAUAGAAAACUACUUACUGUGUUUUAAAUUGAAUAAUUCAAACAUUGCAGAUGCAUAAAAGUAAAUUUUCAUUGUGAAAUUAAUUUUAAAAUGAGUAAGCAAUAUUCUUGCAAGUGUAGCUUAAAUUGAUUUUGUUAUGCUUGCCUAUGUUAUAGUUGUGCUGAGAAUUUUAUUUCAUGAGCUGUAACAACAUUAUUUUAUCCUGUUAUUCAUUGGUACUUGUAAAUUGUCUGAUUGGAACGUAAUUUUAAUGACUGCCUCAAGUACACAAAAAUUUGUAUGUAGUUGACUAUGUUAAAUAAGUGAUUAAGUGCAUGAAAUUUUUUACAAAUCACAUUUUAUUUGCAAUUACACUAAUUUGCUAAUGCAUAUUGUAAGUUGUAACUGUGUUGAAGCUUUAUCAGGAGUUUAGCAAGUAUUGUUGGUGCCUUAGAGGAAAUGAGGUGCCUUGUGGAGUGGCUCAUGUGCGUGGCAGCUCAUUGAUGGGUGAAUGCAGGAACCAAGGUGAUAGUCUAUCAUGUUUCUGGCUCUAGCUGAUGACACAAAUAAUGUACUUAAGUAAAAUGGCCUUAAUAUCCACUAGGCCUGACAGUUGUAGUAGCUUCCCUGACAUGUUACUGAACCCUUUGAUGUAUCUGACGUGGGUGGUUUUUGUAUCUUUUGUUCCUGCAGGCUUGGCCAAUCUGCAGGAUAGCCAGCUGUAGCUCUUUGGAAAGCUUAUGAUUAGUGAAAAUAAUGGGCUGAGGGUAAUGUACUAAAGCAUAAGCUGCCUGUUGUAUCUCAUAAGGCACUGUUUAAACUGUCAGUAUUUAAGAUCCCACAUCCAUCCACAGUCUGCUCAAGUGAUUUACGGACGUCCCAAGUGCCUUUGUCUGCAGCUGUUCAGUGGCCAUUCACUCUCCCCUGGGUCAACAAAUGGCCGGAGGUCAUGACCCAGGUUGCUAUGAGGUCACUUUGGCAGCUCCCAAGCCACAGGUAAACUUGUGGCUCUAGGUUAAGGUAAUUGUUUAACUGUUAAGGAUGAACAAGCACCAAGUGUUGACCACACACUUGGUGCUUGUUUUGAUAUAAUUAUCAUUAUUAUUAUUUUAUUAUUAUCAUCAUUAUCAUUACAUUUAUUGCUCCAGUAGACAUGAAUUUAUUUUAUCAGGAAAUGUAAAUGUCAAUUGUUUUCAUAGUAUGGUGUCUGUUGUGAUAUACAUCCAGCAUGCAGUGUUGUUUUUAGUUUCUUAUAGUGGCCAUAUUUGUUAGUUUUAAAAAUGACUAGUUAGAAACUCAGCAUCAAGACUUUUUUUUCUUUUUUGUUUGUUUGUUUGUUGUCAGUCUUUUUAAUGUGGUGAAGGGUUCCUAGUAUAGCAUAAAAGAAAAAAAAUAUCACAUCAACCAUAUUAUAUUCAUAUCAAACUUUCGUAGAAGAAUAAUCCAGUGGUAAAGUUUUUUACUAAUAGAUUUAAGAUAAUGGCCUGAGUGUUGACCACUUUGUUCUUUAUAUAUUUUUUUAGUCAACCAAAGGUAUAUCCUUCCCAAUCUUUCUUGCACAAGUUUAUGAAGUUCAGUUGCACUGUUUAACUCUCAAAGGCAAUGUACAUGCAGAGCUUGAACACUCUGCCCAGUCUCUCAACACAGUGGUCUCCGUACAUUGUUUACUCUGGAGGACAUGUCUUUCCGUGAUCCUUGAGCUACUGAUUUCAUAAACUAAUAGCUGGCAAUUUUGCCUUGCUUUGAAAGGUCCUUUCACAGUCCAUGAGAUAAUGUUAAAAUGUACAGCAAACAUAGGACUGUAAUGGAGAGUAACUCAUUUGGGAUGGUGGCAAGCUAAGAUGGGAGAAAUCAAAGGAUUCUGUGAACACAUCCAGCUGUUCACCUUGUUCUGCUCCAGCACACCGCCAUAUACAUACACACCUUAGCUGGCAUAUGUUCACUUGAUCUUCACCCAAGACUGAAUUCUUGCCCCAACCCUCAACUAUGGUAUUAGCUUACGGCUCACAAACUUUGGCAAAAUUUAGUAAUGUGACAAAAAAGGGGAAGUAUUAAGUGUCACAGACAGAGCCCUGAAGAUGAGUGGCCCAUUGUACAAGGAAUGGAUUAUUCACAAUGUAUCCACCAUUUAAAGUUACUCCCCUUUCUUGCCAUAUUGAUAAAUGCCACUCUGUGCUUUAUGCAUUGGGGGAAUGGGUUGACUCAAUCCCCUAUGAAAUUUAAUGUAUGCUGAAGCAAUGUAAAUAAAUCCUAUCUCCAAAUGAAUAUA